GGGGGAAGAAGAGAUAUGACGGAAUACGAUGAUCGCAGCUGUGCGUCAAAUAUGUAUUUACCGAGCUGUACUUAUUACGUUUCGACGCCUGAUUUUACAUCAGUCUCCUCCUUUUUACCGCAGACUACUUCGUGUCAGAUCAAUUUCCCGUAUUCUUCCAACAUAGCCCAAAUCCAACCUGUCCGAGAAGUCGCCUUCAGGGAUUAUGGACUGGACCAUCCUAGCAAAUGGCACUACAGGGGAAAUUACGCGUCUUACUACUCGACAGACGAGAUAAUGCACCGGGACUUGAUCCAGUCCUCGGGCAGCAGGGCGGAUGUGAUUUUCAAAAACGACUCCUUGUACGGCCACCACGGGGGCACCAGCUCGCCGUGUAAUUUCUUCAACAGUGUCGGCCGAAACGGGGUUCUCCCCCAGGUCUUCGACCAGUUUUUGGAAACUCCUAAAUCGGACAAGCCCAACGCGGAGCUGCCCGGACAAAAGACAGACUCUGCUGCUGCUGAAGAUGCUGCAAAUAACAAUCAGGAUCUAACCAAACUGGAGCAGCACAAAGCUGAGCCAAGCGCGGACGAGGACUCAUCCUCCAACUGCGGCGACAAGAACAACCAACAGAGUUCAUCAACCAAGUCCAGGAAGAAGAGGUGUCCUUACACCAAAUACCAGAUCCGAGAACUUGAACGAGAGUUUUUCUUCAACGUGUACAUUAACAAAGAGAAGCGUCUCCAGCUGUCCAGGAUGUUAAACCUGUCCGAUCGGCAGGUGAAGAUUUGGUUUCAGAACAGAAGAAUGAAAGAGAAAAAGCUGAAUCGCGACCGCCUACAGUAUUUUACCGGGAAUCCUUUAUUCUGAUAGUUGUACACACACACACACACACACACACACACACACACACACACACACACACACACACACACACACACACACACACACACACACACACACACACACACACACACACACACGGCAGUGGAGCUAUACACACACGUCUUAAAGACUGGUCCUCCCUGCAUAUU
Messenger RNA from Eleginops maclovinus (Patagonian blennie), 1013 nucleotides. It is a transcript of the gene hoxd11a, whose product is annotated as homeobox D11a. Gene Ontology annotation, cellular component: nucleus. The record is from RefSeq and is a predicted model, not a curated record. Gene Ontology annotation, biological process: regulation of transcription by RNA polymerase II; anatomical structure development. Lineage: Eukaryota; Metazoa; Chordata; Actinopteri; Perciformes; Eleginopidae. Bases 16 to 849 code for a protein of 277 amino acids. Gene Ontology annotation, molecular function: DNA-binding transcription factor activity, RNA polymerase II-specific; RNA polymerase II cis-regulatory region sequence-specific DNA binding. The transcript is spliced from 2 exons.